AUGGACCGGAACCAGCAAUCUGGCGGGCUCGGCCCUCGCAAUGACUCUACAUCAAGAAUCCAGAAACCCGAGUCGGCUGCCGACCGCAUGGCUGCCCUCAAGGCCCGUGUCGCUGCCGCCGUCGGCACUGCCAAGGCAAAAGGAGGGCUCAACACACCCCUUCACCCAGUCCUCGCCGACCUCAACGCCCCGAUUAAACCGAGCGACUCCCUCAGGGCAUCACUUGACCAGCGCUCGACUCUAGAUGUUGGCAGAAUCGUUAGGGGAAAGCCACAGGGGCCCUCGACGACAACGCAAGGUGCCGCCCGGGCAAAUCCGUAUCUGGAUACGAGCAAUGCGCCAGCGGGCAGGGCAAGAGAACCGAGGCAGCUCAUCUUCAAUCAGAAGGGCAAAUACAUUCAGCAGGCCAAUGCCCUCCGGAGACAGGCUGCGCUGGAGGAGAUGAAGAGGAGGAUUGCCGAGCAGGCUCGCAAGGCAGGCCUGGAGGAGGACCGGGACGUCGAGAAGGCGUUUAUGGUCGAAGCGCCUCCCGACCUGGAGUGGUGGGACGAAGGACUCAUCGACGGGAAAGAUUACAGCAACAUUCCGCAGUCCCUCAAGGUCACGACGCCAGACAGCAUCGUCACGCUCUACAUUCAACACCCCGUCGCCAUCGAGCCGCCGCAGGACAAGCUUGCCCCAGAGCCGAAGCCCAUGUACCUGACGCCCAAGGAGCAGCAAAAGCUCCGGCGGCAGCGGCGCAUGAUGGAGCUCAAGGAGAAACAAGCCAAGAUCCGGCUCGGCCUCGAGCCCGCACCACCGCCCAAGGUCAAGAAGUCCAACCUGAUGCGCGUCCUGGGCGAAGAAGCCGUCAAGGACCCGACGGCGGUCGAGGCGCGCGUCAACCGCGAGAUCGCGGCGCGCUUCGAGAAGCACAUGCAGGCCAACGAGGAGCGCAAGCUGACCAAGGAGCAACGCCACGAGAAGCUCGCGACCCAACAGGCGAAGGACGCGGCCAAGGGCAUCCACGUGUGCGUGUUCAAGAUCGGCAGCCUGGCCAACGGGCAGCACCGGUACAAGAUCAACAUCAAUGCCACGCAGAACGGCCUCAGCGGCGUGUGCAUCAUGCACCCCAAGUUCAGCCUCGUCAUUGUCGAGGGCGGCGAGCACAGCGUCAACAACUACAAGAAGCUCAUGCUGCGACGCAUCGACUGGACCGAGUCGCUGCCCUCGCGCGAGAGGGACGUGACCGCGUCUGGCCCGGGUCAUAGCGCUGCUGCCGUGCGGGAGUGGCUCAAGGGCGAGGACGAGAACGGGCAGCCCAAGGAUUUGUCGGCGAACAAGUGCGUGCUGGUGUUUGAGGGCAUGGCGAAGGUGCCUGCGUUCAAGAAGUGGGGGAGCAAGGUGUGCGAGACGGACGGCGAGGCGAGGGAGUUCCUCGCACAGAGGAAGAUGGACAACUUCUGGACGCAGGCCAAGAAUACCCCGAUGUGA
This is a messenger RNA of Parathielavia appendiculata, 1473 nucleotides long. Its product is annotated as PRP3-domain-containing protein. Bases 1 to 1473 code for a protein of 490 amino acids. The record is from RefSeq and is a predicted model, not a curated record. The transcript has a single exon. Gene Ontology annotation, biological process: mRNA splicing, via spliceosome. Gene Ontology annotation, cellular component: U4/U6 x U5 tri-snRNP complex. Lineage: Eukaryota; Fungi; Ascomycota; Sordariomycetes; Sordariales; Chaetomiaceae.